Trypanosoma grayi is the source of this 387-nucleotide messenger RNA. RefSeq lists its product as hypothetical. NCBI's taxonomy places the organism in Eukaryota, Euglenozoa, Kinetoplastea, Trypanosomatida, Trypanosomatidae. The record is from RefSeq and is a predicted model, not a curated record. Bases 1 to 387 code for a protein of 128 amino acids. The transcript has a single exon.
AUGUACGCCUGCUCACGCACACGGCGCCAGUCGCCAAUCUCGCGCAGCUCCGUCUCCACUCCCUUGCAGAACUCUUCAAUCUCCUCGCGCGUCGCGCUGCGACGCAGCAGCUGUGGGUGCAACUCCUCGCGUCUCGGGGUAUUGGCACCAGCACCCGCAACCACCACGAGAGGGGCAGCAGUCGGAGGUGAGCUUGCCUCGCUUUCGAGGCGCAGCAGGUCCGCCGUCAUCUCGUUAAGCGCGGCGCUCGUUCGCGCAAAGUCCCCGUCGGCAUUACCGAAGGCGCUGCGAACCACAUCCCGCGGCACGCCAGGAAACAUGGUGCACAACUUCUUCACCCGCAACUCGUCCGCCGGCUUGAUGCGGCCGUUCCAGAAGUUGCCGUAA